Molecule: messenger RNA, 3603 nt
Organism: Diaporthe citri
Lineage: Eukaryota; Fungi; Ascomycota; Sordariomycetes; Diaporthales; Diaporthaceae
Exons: 3
Coding region: 1-3603 (1200 amino acids)
Biological process (GO): fatty acid metabolic process
Molecular function (GO): medium-chain fatty acid-CoA ligase activity
Source: RefSeq, a predicted model, not a curated record
AUGGGCAGCGUGGUGGCCCUCAGCGAGGAAUAUGGCCGUCCUUGGCCGGAUUCAAGCUUAGAGAAGCCACCAUGCCCUUGGGGUGACUUCCAGUCUUUCGUCGGCUCAUCCCCUGACGCGCUUGCCAUUGCUUGCACCCAUCAGCCCCCAGGGUUGUUCGGCAUCCCAAACUUGCCAUUGGACCAUGAUGCCUUCCGUGAGCACCCUUAUCUCCGCUGGUCCUUCAGAAGUCUCAACCGGGCCAUCGAUCGGCUCGUCAGGGCAUUGAGGCCACUAGACGUCAAGGGCGGCGCACCUUUGGUAACCUUCUGCCACAACAGCGCCGAGUAUGUGCUGGUUGCCUAUGCCGCGAUCAAACUUGGCUGCAUCAUCAUCCCCAUCAGUCCUCGCAACCUAACAAACGAGGAAGAGGUCAGGCACAUGGUCAGGACGGGCCUGAGUGUCUGCAACGGGGAGAAGCCCGUCGUGGUCGCCGGAGACGAGCACUUGGCAUUCCAGAUAGACGUGCAUGGGCUUUUCCCCCAGCCUCCACACAAGAUCGUCCUUGGUGCCACCAGAUAUGCCGACUGGACCCCCUUCCAGAGCCUCAUGGACCAGACCGUCCCAGGUGCUGACGACGGCACCCUGACCCCGUCGGUCCCGGAGCAAGGGGGGUGUGUUCUGUUUACCUCUGGGACGACCUCGCUGCCCAAAGGCAUCUAUCGCACGCACGCGAAUUGGGCCAUGGCUCUUGCUGGCAGGAAACUGAUCGAGGGCCGCAUGCGGGCGGGCGACCGCAGCUGUUGCAACCUCCCCAACAACCACGCAAUGGGGUUCAUCACCCUGACCAGCUCCCUCAGCCUGGGCACCAGCGUUGUGUUCCCCGGCUCCGCUUUCAAUCCCGACCUCAUGCUGGAGACGAUGUACGCCGAAAGAAUCACGCAUGUAAUCAUGGUCCCGACGAUGCUGCACGCACUUACUGCAGCCAAGGCGGCCAAGUAUCCCAACAGGCCAAUGAGUGACCUGAAGAACGUCACCUUUGGAGGCUCGUCUCUGACCCCGGAGACGCUGAGCCUCGUAACGCAGGAGCUCGGCGGUGGUGGCGCAGAGAAUAUCUUCGGCUGUACCGAGGGUUUGUUGAUCUCCAGCGGGUGUACGAACGACUUCAGCAAGAUCGUCGACGGGGACGACGUCUCGGUCGGCUGGCCACUGCCAGGCUUCGGCACGCGCAUCGUCGACCCCGAGACGGGCGAGGUGGUCCCGCGCAACUCUAUAGGCGAAGUCCACGGCUGCGGACCCAGUGUUGACGGACCUUACAUUGGCGGCGUUGGGAAGGAGAACUGGUAUGAGCUGGAUGGGAGACUAUGGUACAAGACUGGCGAUGCCGGUAGGAUGGACGACCAGGGGCGGACGUUUAUCACAGGGAGGUUCAAAGACAUGAUAAUUCGCGGUGGCGAAAACAUCUCACCGUCCGCCGUUGAAGGGAUACUGGGCAAGAACCCCACGCUGAACGCGCUCAUCCCGCAGAUAGUUGGCGUCAGGGAUGAAAUUGCAGGCGAGGUGCCCGUAUGCGUGAUCAAGGGGUCCGCCAGUCCCGAUAUUCGCGAGCUUAUCCAGUCCGAGAUUUUACAACACAUGGGCACUCUCUACGUGCCAGAAGACGUGAUCCCGGUGAAGGCACUUGGCUUGGAGGACUACCCGCGGACAACAUCCGGCAAGAUUCAGAAGGCCAAGCUCGCCGCGUUGGUUAAGAAGCACCUGUCCAGCAGCGAAGAAGCUGAGAACGAAGCUACCGGGAAUGAUGCCAGUCUGACCGAAGAACUGCGGUCAAUCUGGGCCAAGGCGGUCGGCCUGGAGCCUUCGAGGAUACGGCUGGACGCCCCGAUUGGCGAGUUCGCCGACAGCAUCACGGUGAUGCGCGUGCGUGACAGGAUCAAGCGCACGACCGGCAAAGCCCUGUCGCUAUCAGCGAUGGCAGAGGCAGGAACAAUUGAGAAGCAGAUCGAGUUGCUGCAGAGCAUGGGAGCUGGCCAAGCAAACGGGACCCAAGAAGUGCGCGUCGAGAGACCGGCUCGCGAGGGCACGCCAGGGGUGGAGGAUAUGGUCCACCUGAUCGAAGACCCGGAGUUGUUGGAGCCAACGAAGGAGCUGGUCACCAAGACGAUUUCCAGCUUGGGUCUUGGCUGGGAAGACGUCGAGGAUGUGAUUCCCGCGUACGACUUCGGGACGAUCAUGUCGCAGACGAAGCUGUACGACAGCUGGAACUUCAACUUUUCCAUACACCCAAGCCGGAAGGUCGACAAAGAGCACCUCCGCCGCGCCUUUGAGGCCGUUGUUAUUAACAACCGCAUCCUCGCAUCCUUCCUCGUCUGGGACGAGAAUAAGCUCAACUCGGAUGACGCUCUCCACGUGGUCAUCAAGCAGAGCCCGAAGUUCUUUGACAUGAUUGUUGAAGAUGGCGGCUCGCUCGACACUGUCGAGCAGCUAAAGAACCUCUCGCAGCAUCAUCCUCACCCAGACUACGCCACGCUCCCGGGACCAGUGUACCGCACCAUGCUCUUCGACGUUAAAGAGACCGGCACCGCUGCGAUGGUGAUUUCGGUCCACCACUGUGUAAUCGACGCGUCCAUGGCCCAGAUUACUCAGGAGGACAUGGACCGGGCCCUCGGAGCCAUGGCGGCUGGUGCAGCCUCGACAGAGGAGAUCCUGUCAAAACUGCACCCCCACGUGGAUUAUAAGCCGUGGGCCGACUCCUACUACAACCUGCGAUCUGGGGUCGAGGCCCGCGCGGCAACAAAGUGGCAUCUUAGGCGGCUGGCCUCACUGCCACAGCAUGUUGAGGCAGGUGCAUUGUUCCCAACCACCCUCAUCACACCGCGCGAAAAGUACAACGCCGCACUGGUGGAGGGCGACGACUGCAUCCCAAUCACCUUCGACGUACCCGAUAUCCACGCGCUGCGCAAGGAGUUCCCAGAGAUCACGGCGCAGGCGGUGGUCAAGAGCGCGGUGGCGCUGAUGAACGUGCACCGGACGGGCCACUCGCACGCGCUCUUCACCAACCACGAGGCGUCGCGGACAAACUUCCCCUUCGUGCCCAAGGCGAUGGCGUCCCUCAGCCCGAAGCUGUUCGAGGCGACGGACGUGAGCGGGCCGACGUAUCAGAACGUGAUCAACCUGAUCGAGGUCAGCAAGACCAACAGCGAGACGGUGCUGGGGUUCCUAAGGCGAGUGCAGAGCGAGCAGACGCUCCUGACGAAGCACGCAGCAGCACCACUGAGGGAGAUCAUGGCCGGCUUCGAGGGCGGCAGGAACCUCGUGGCGGAUGUGAUCGGGGCGCAGGUGUACAACUGGGUGCCCGGGCUGGGGACCACGGGGACGAACCCGCACAACCACCACGAGGUGCUGAGCGCCGUGGUUAGGCCUCACCUGGGGCUGAGCCUGAACUGCGGGCUGGGUGGGCCCCAGAACCAGACCGUGAUCGUGCAGGUGCGCGGCGACGGGUUUGAGCUGGAUGGGCUGCGGAGGGUCGGCGAGGAGAUCGAGGCUAUCACGAAGUGGCUCGUGACGAGGGGCAACUGGGAAGCACCAGUGGGAGAAUACGAGCGUGCUCUUCAGGCUUGGUGA